Messenger RNA from Mercenaria mercenaria, 5903 nucleotides. RefSeq lists its product as uncharacterized. Gene Ontology annotation, cellular component: membrane. Bases 1027 to 4419 code for a protein of 1130 amino acids. NCBI's taxonomy places the organism in Eukaryota, Metazoa, Mollusca, Bivalvia, Venerida, Veneridae. Gene Ontology annotation, biological process: G protein-coupled receptor signaling pathway. The record is from RefSeq and is a predicted model, not a curated record. The transcript has 10 exons. Gene Ontology annotation, molecular function: adenylate cyclase inhibiting G protein-coupled glutamate receptor activity.
AAUAAUGUUAAGGACUUUAAAUUUAAAGUCGUUAAAUUUGUACAUAUUAUCUAGCAGAGCUAUCAUUGUCAUUUCUUAGUAAGCUGAGUAAAUAAUAUACUUAAGUGUUCUGUCCAAAUUCCGAAUUUGGCUUUAAAACAAACAUAAAAAUAAUCAGGUGAUAUUUAUGAGGAUGUUAUUUACAAAUUUGUAAGAUUCGGUGGCAUGGCUAUUUCCUUUUGUAUAAGGUAAUGUUACAAAACGUUUCAUCCAUGAUAACUAAUUUGAGGAACACCGCAUCAGGUUAAAGCUGGUUGCUUCGUUUUCCUCGUUCAAUGUGUGUGAUAAUCGAAUGUGGAAAGCGGCUGUUCUUAUUAGGCUCUAUACCAUACCUAUGUACAUUGUAUGUUGUUUUAGAUAUGUACUUUGGAGUUUACUGGUAUUAACUGAACAAUUUAAAGGCAUUGUUAUUUGGCCAUUUGAAGCGCACUUACUAAGCACGUACAGCUGAACUAAUAUAUCUUUCAGUCUAUGUAACUGUUUUUUAAAUGAAUCUAAUUGAUAGUUUUUAAACAAAUUCCGUAUUAUAUUUUCUGGGACAUGUUCGCGUGGUUGAAUAUAAUAUACCCUGUUAUUAUACCAUUUUUGUAUACUACACGGAACUUUAAUUUAUAACUAAAUAAAUACUACAAAUUUAUAAAGAAGAUAUAAAGAAAAGCAAGUUUUGAAUGGCAAGUAAUAUAAUUUUAUGUUUACCUUUAAAUAUGUUUGUAAACAGAGUGGCUUAAACAAUAAGGAAAUUAUUUUAAAAACUAUAUUUAUAUGUGUUGAAAAGGUUGGUAAAUACAAAAGAUCGCUAUCUGUAUACUACGUAGGGUAAUAUAUCUGAAAAUUCCCAUUACAUGCCAUUGAUGUCUGAAAUAUAAAGUCGCCGUAAAGUGUAAAGUACUUUUAAAAUGUAAAGUCACUGUGAACUGUAAGUUUGACAGAAGGAUUUAGAAUUCAUCGAUAAUUAGAUCACUAAAAUUUAUCAGAAACAGCUAAAAAAUGUCGCAAUUUGUACAUAUUGUCGCGUCAUUCUUACUAUUAAACUAUUUCUGUAAACUUUCUGUGGGCAAAGUAAAUAUUCAAGGGGAUGUUAUAGUGACAGGUCUGUUUGGCAUUUAUGAACCAAACAGUAAGGUAUGCAGUGCCAUUGUGGACAUGAAUUCUGUUAUGAUCGUCGAAGCAAUUAAAUGGUAUUUCCAAAAUCUGAAUGAUUAUGGUAAACUGCCUUUUCGCAUUGGUUUUGAAUCAUUUGAAACGUGUUCCCUUGACGACAAGGCGUCAGAACAUGCAGUGACAAUUUUGAACAGGGCCCUAAGUAACGAAACCAUACUAGGUGUUCUAGGACCAGAAACAAGUUCCGAAGCCGAAGUCAUAUCCCGUAUCUUUGGCUCAGUCCCACAAAAACGCCAGUUACUCCAAAUCGGAUUUUCGACAACAGCAACGGAAUUGGGCAAUGAUAAAACAUAUCCUAAUUUUGCUCGAGUUGUUCCAAAUGAUGACAUUCAAGUAGAGAUGAUGGUCAAAUCUAUGGUUAAGUUGGAUUGGAACAGGAUUGCUGUAGUAUAUGAAGAUGAUGUCUAUGGUCACGACUGUUAUACCAGACUAAAGGUUAGAGCUGAACAAGAGGAUAUAUGUAUCGGAUUAACAAGGACUAUAACAAAUACCAAUGGAAUAAACGCCAACGAAAUUUCCCAGAUACUUCAAGAUAUCAUAAUUGGUAUUUCACAUUCACGUCCACCAAUAAAUGGAAUUGUAUUAAUAGCCUCAGCUUCAGUCGCUAACUCUCUCAUGUUAUCUUUAGAUAAGUCCAAAUAUUCAUCGUUUCCAAUUAUAAUGUUUUCUGAUGGUUCAAAUUUGGAUGGAAACGUGUUUAAGCGCUUUAACGGGGAUUUGAUAUCUAAAUCGAAAGGGUCUUUGGCAGUAGCUCCACCGUACAGAGAAAUCACUGAGUUUACAGAACACUGGAAGUCAAUUUUCAAAAAUGCGACCCACUUCAAUCAAGAAACUGCAUCAAAUCCUUGGUUACUUGAUGUCUUUUACAAAGUAAGAAAUUGUUGGAAAAAGAAUUGUAACUUUACUAUUCUUACCGACAAAGAAAUAGAAAAAUAUUUCAGUCAACAGCCGCUUUAUGUAAGUUAUGCUGUUGCCGCUCAACAUGCCAUUAUUAAAGCUGCUGUCAACCUUCGAACAAGCUAUUGUGCCACCAAGUCAAGUGCAUGUGCUGGGUUUGUGAGCAAUUUCCAACAGGGCAAAAUGAUAGAUGCUGUAAAAGGACUUCGCAUUGACUUUCAGGGUGAUUUUUUAUGGGGGCCCGCUUCCCUCCGGAAUGAAAACAUACGGCUCACUAUUGACCAGUCAGGGGAAGUGACUCAGCCAUUGUACGAGCUGUUUAACAUCCAGACGUCAAAAAACUACCAGUUAGACGGUUUGAGAUUUAAGAAGAUUGGCAUCUUGACAAAUAAUGAAGCAACUAUUGAUUACGAUGCUAUUAGAGACUAUAACACAUUAGGCGAGGUACUACGGUGGCCAAGGGUCCGUAUAGCUCAAUGUUUGCCUGGCAAAAUUUGCUCUGAAUGUAUUCCAUUAACACAGCUGCAAGAAGAUAUGAUAUUUGAGGCCGGGGAUGUAUAUGUAGUCGGUAUCGUUCCUGUUUUCCUAAAAAGUGGUAUACAGGACUGUGGCGCGAUAUCUGACAACAGUGGAUACCAGAUAGCUGAAUCUAUUAAAUUUGCUGUACAAAAAGUAAACGGUGAAAACGGAGACUACUCAAGCUUCUUCCCUGGAAUGAAAAUUGGUUUAAUAAUUAUCAACUCUUGCACGAGCCCUGCUGUUGUUCAAAGAAAGAUAUACAACCUUCAUAAAAAUGGCAUUACAUUGGACAAUGGAACUGUAGUUCAUGUUAAUGAUAAAAUAAUUGGUUAUGUUGCAGAAUAUACAAGUACUGUUAGCAUUUCUGUGGCUUCUACUUUGUCUAUUUUGAAGUUUGUACAGAUCAGCUAUGCAUCUACCAGCCCAGCUUUAAGUGACAGGGCUACAUUUCCUUACUUCAUGAGGGUUGUAACGCCGGAUGAUGCACAGGCUAAAGCUAUGGUAGAAAUAGUUAAAAAAUUAAAUGUCAAUUAUAUACAGAUUAUUUACAGUGAAGGGGCCUACGGAAAACAUGGCCGUGAUAAAGUUAUGGAAUCAGCAGUUUCCAAUAAGAUUUGUGUUGUACAAGAUAUUUCCGUGAAUGAUGUAGAUAGUUCGUUUCAGAUUUACGACAAAUUGAGGAAGUAUGCUCAAGCAAAGCUUGUAAUAGUUUUCCUUUACACCAACCAUCUUCAAAAUAUCGUUUCCGCUCUCACGACACAAAUGAAGCGCGGAGAGUUUGUUUUCUUAGGAUCGGAGGCGUGGGCACGUGAUGGGACUAUCUUAGCUAAAGACACAAACCACAUUAUACUUGGAUCGUUUACCGUGUCACUAGAAAUGUAUAAGGAUCGGGAACUAAGAAACCACGUGCAAAACAUAAAGCCCAAACCUUAUCGCACCGACCCGUGGGCUAUGAUGUUUAUUCAAGCCAAGAGAAAUUGCUUCUACGAUCUGAGUUUUGACAAGACCCAAGCCGACAAAUGCAGUGUAGCUAAUGACCAUAGCAGAGAUCCAGACUUCACUUUAGACACAUACGAUACCCAAGCUUACGUCGCAACAAAAUGCCUUCUGACUGGAGCAGAUGCCUUCUUAAAGACCAAAUGCGGAUCUUCGGCUUCUAGUCUGUGUAAAGAUUUUCUUAGCAAUACUGAAGGUUUGGUAGAAGAGAUAUUGAAAACAAAGAUGGAUUUGGAUGGGUCUGGCAGCAAGAUGAAAGUGUUCAACAGAAACGGUGAUGGAAAUAUAGGGUACAGAAUUUACAAUAUACAGAAAGAUGAUGUUGAUCCAUCAACGCUUGUCUAUAAAGAGAUAGGACGAUAUCCCCUCGAAGGUACUUUCACAUUUGAAACGGACAAGAUAGUUUAUCCAAACGAUAUGCCUCUACGUUCAAAGUGUCCGAAUGAGCAAGCUUGCAUCAAUUGCUUUGCACGCAUUGGAAAUAAUGUAAAGAAUGUCCCAGACACACCACAGGAAGACACAAUUGCUACUACGACAUUAGCUGCUGUUCUCGGUACUCUCCUGGGGAUAGCGAUCGUAACGGGUGCAGUCCUAGCUGCCAUACUGUGUACAAAAAGAAGGAAAGAACAAGACAAUAAAAAUGACAUUUUCCUCAGAACAAAUAUGACAUAUUCACAGGGCGAGGUUAUAAUGAAGAGAGAGGAAGUGACGCCCAGUAAAAUCUACAUGGAAAUCCCAGCAACACGUGAACAAAGAUAUGUUCGAAUGGACAACCAAACCGAGAAUCCAAGAGUGGACAAUAAAUGACUGCAGACAUCUUAAAUUUUUCUCAAAAUUGUAUUUUGUUAUUUUAACAUGUAUAAAUGUUUAGUUCUGCUCAACCGGGGGCUAGAAAGCGCCGCGCCGGACGGUAGAUUGCACUUCCACUACCGUCGACGAACUGACCCAAUCAGACUAAACCUGCAACGUUUGUCGUGUUGGGCGGGCUGUGAUUUUUACUUAUUUCUACUUUAUCAUUCAAACCCACAACGAAAGAAGACAAAGUCGAACCUUGGUAUCCCGAAUUCCAAGAGAUCGAUCGUUUUACUUCGAGAAAACCGAAGUUUGACUUAAAAUGAUAUUCUGUGCACGUUAUUCUGGACGGGACUUGAAAACGUGUUCGAGAUAACCGGAAUUAUGAGAUAAAUGAGUUCGAAAUAUCGAAUUUCAACUGUGUAUUCCUAGAUUUCUAAGAUUGUUUUCUCUCUUCUUUAGAUUGGUUUAGAUAUAUCAUAUUUCUCUUCUUUAGUCUUCUUGACUGUUGCCAUCUAUUAUUACUCUUUUAAUUCAUCAACCAUUGGAGGGUCAUUUCAAAAUUAUGGAAAGACGGUUUAGAAAGUACAAACGAAGAAAACAAAGGAUCAGAUAAAUGUCUAAUGUGCGAUUUUGUGUCAAAAUCAAUGUAUAACGUUUUACCUUGUAUAGUUUUUCGCCACGGUGUAUUUAGCCGUGACUGCUCUUUAUAACGCAUCACAGAGUAAAUGUAUUCUUUUGUAAUUCAAUGAUGGUAAUUAUACAUGAUUUGCCUGAAAUAUUGACACUACAGGUAACUUGUUACACAUAGUAGUAUUAGGCCGACAAUGUGUUUAAUGUCUAAACAUUUCAUUCAUUGAAUGUAGUAUUAUGCAUAGUAUUUGAUAUUUUAAGGGGAGUUUGGACAAUAUAUUGUCUCUACAGUUAUUUGUCUAUGUUUGAAAAAAAAAAUAUACUGAGAAGAGAUUGGCUGCAUAAGAUUGCAGCUGAAGUUGUGUUUGGUUCGGGAAGGGCCUAGAUAAUAUAUCUAAAACAGUGAUUUACUUUUGAAUACUAGUAAUAUUGUUUUUCAGAAGCGCAUGAUUUUACCACUCAAGCAGCGCCAUCGUGAUAUAAUUCCUUCGCAUAAUAACUCCAACAGUGAUUUUAUUCAACGGCAAAUCAAUCACUGUUUGAGAUAUAUUAGUUCUUUAGCAAUGCAAUCGAAACUGUUGACAGUAUGAAUUUUCUACAAGUGAAAGUAGAUAUGAUAUAUUAGUACAUUGUAUUAAUUGCUAAAUUUCUUUAAUCAUAACUGUGUUUCAGUGUACCCGUAUUUUUGUACAUAUUCUAAGAAAUUACGGUCGAUUCGGUAAUUAAAAUGCUCUAACGACAGUAAAUGCUCAAUAUAUGACUUUGUUUUGUGUACUAUAUUGUGUUACAUUAUAAUAUUACACAUAAAAACAUAGUGGUAAAAUGUUAAUGAUAAUGCGAAGAAGCUUGUAUAUUUAAAACUUUUA